Messenger RNA from Colletes gigas, 2217 nucleotides. RefSeq names its product zinc finger protein 665-like. Bases 283 to 1605 code for a protein of 440 amino acids. NCBI's taxonomy places the organism in Eukaryota, Metazoa, Arthropoda, Insecta, Hymenoptera, Colletidae. The record is from RefSeq and is a predicted model, not a curated record. Gene Ontology annotation, cellular component: nucleus. Gene Ontology annotation, biological process: regulation of transcription by RNA polymerase II. Gene Ontology annotation, molecular function: DNA-binding transcription factor activity; zinc ion binding; RNA polymerase II cis-regulatory region sequence-specific DNA binding. The transcript has 5 exons.
ACCCUAAACGAUGCUCCGUCUCUUUCCAGCUCGUGCGUCUCUCCCUUUCCCGCUCUUUGAAAGUUUACGAUCGCAGCGUCCAUCUUUGCUGAAAUCGCAGCGCCGCGCGUUCGCCAUUGGCUAACCGCCGUGUCGCCACCGUCGCCGCCGCCAUUAUAGAUUCCGUUGUGUGUGACCGAGUCCCGCUCUCUGCACUUUUCCGCGAAAAAGUCCGUUCUCGCCUCGACGCCAAACGCGAUACACGUUGACAAAGAUCGUCGAACGAACGAGCCGUGCGUUAAAAUGAAAACGUACAGCCGGAAAAAAGGCGAUAGCUCGAGCAACGUGAUCAUUCAUGUAAACGAGCUGUGCCGACUGUGCCUGGCAAAGGAGGAGGAGAUGGUGCCGAUUUACGUCGACGAAACUGUACCCUUAUCUCUUCGAAUAAUGGCCUGCGUUAAUUUGGAGGUUUUCGAAGAAGAUGGUCUACCAAACAUGAUUUGUCAUCCGUGCAAGUAUCAAUUGGAAAAGUCUUAUCAGUUCAAGAAAAAAUGCGAGGCCGCUGACGCCAAACUUCGGAAGCACAUGAAACUGAUACAACAAUUAACUGGCCAAGACGGGGAAGGAGAGAACCAAGACAAUAACAGGGAAGAAUUGAAAGAUACCUCCAACACCGGUAAAUCUAAACAGGUUAAACAACUAUUGGCAGAUUUGGUGUCGAUAAAAGAUGACAGUGGACAAACGGAUGGUGACCCUAUCGAAGUUACGGAGGAGGAGCUUGUCGGUGGUUACAUUUUAGGGAUGAAUUCUGAGAACGUGGAAAUGGAAGAAACUAUGGCGGUGGAUCCAGAAAACAUUACGCUAGUGCCAGCCGAAGAACGUACUGCUAAAGCACGUUGCACGAUACGCACAACACGUAUCAAACAAGAACAAGACACGGACGAAGAAGCGGAAGAGAUACACAGGGCAAUCGCGAACGCAGACUUGAAAAACGUUUACAUGAUGGAACUGAAGAGCAACAGUUCCGGGCAAGGAGAAUCAUUGAAAUUGCAACCGAUCGCAGAUACAAUAGUCGAGGCUAACGAAGAACUGAAGGUGUUCCAAUGCGACAAAUGUCCAAAAGCGUUCACCAGAAGAAUAAUGUUGAAAAGUCAUCAGUCGGUUCACUCGACGCAAAGAGGUUUCACGUGUCAGGCUUGCGAGAAAUGGUUCCCCACGAGGUCAGCUUUAGUGAGACACGAACGUACUCAUACAGGCGAGAAACCAUUCGGUUGCAACAUUUGUCAUCGUGCGUUUGCACAGAAAGAAAUUCUGCUUCGUCAUCUGAUGACGCACUCCGGGCAGAAACCAUUUCAAUGCCAGCAUUGCGAAAAGAGCUUCACUCAACGCGAGGCUCUGAAAGUACAUAUGCGAAGACAUCAGAAAUUGGACCCGAACGAUAUCCAAUUGCACCAUUGUCAACUCUGCCCGAAAGCUUUCUGCCACGCGUCUGGGCUCAGUAGACAUUUGGUUACACAUACCGGGAGAACGUACAAGUGCGUGGAGUGUGAAAAAUCUUUCACUGAUAAGAGUUCGCUAUUGAGGCACAGUCGCAUUCACGCACCUAAAAAGAUAGUAACGAAUUAAGUUCAUUCGGUAAACUCUAGAUCGGAAUCGCAAUAUCGACGCUAAAUAAACACUCGCGAAAUACGUUUCUCGAUGUUUAAUUGUUAACACGUUCGCUGCUCGUGAUCGUAUUCUUUUUCGAAGAAAAUUACACAGAUAUAGAUUUAACAGUAAUAUGUUCAAACGUUUCGGGGCCCAUUCUAUCAGAUUUCUACGUCUCAAAGUAAAUUUAUUAUGUGCGGUGUACCAUUCUUCCACGAGAGAAGCGUGUUUACGUCCUCGCUCCUGUUGCAGUCCGCUGACUCACUGGUAUUGGUCGAGAACGAUCGGUCACAGCCAAUCAACGGACUGCAGCAAGAGUGGGGAUGCAAUGCACGCUUCUUCUCGUGGAAGGACGAUGAACACAUCGCUGAAACAAGAGGAAUGCAAAAGAAAAUUUUUUCACUUUCGAGAAGAUCGUUUAUGUAUAAUUUUCAGAUAGGACCAAGGAAUGAAACUAAAGAAACUAUAACAAUUUAAAAACAACAACAGCGAACGCGUUAAGCGUGUGAUAUACAUUUUUUAAUUUUUUUUAUCUAAUUUAUAACAUAUCGUAUUCAACGAUAAUCAUGCACUAACAGUUUGUUCAACAAU